Messenger RNA from Linderina pennispora, 501 nucleotides. RefSeq lists its product as uncharacterized. Bases 1 to 501 code for a protein of 166 amino acids. Lineage: Eukaryota; Fungi; Kickxellomycota; Kickxellomycetes; Kickxellales; Kickxellaceae. The transcript has a single exon. The record is from RefSeq and is a predicted model, not a curated record.
AUGUAUGCGCAAGUGGUUCAGGCAGCUGCAAUGGAAUAUGCUGUCGAAUCGCCUGAGGACAACAAGCUUGUGCACUGGGCUAUGAUGCUGCCAAAUACCUUCAUGAUAAGCACACUCAGCGCCUCAACGGACGUGCACACUGAGUUUGCAUUUUGGUUGUACAAGAACGAGACAUCCCUAAGGGGUAUAUUUGAAUCUGCAGGCUUUGAACGCCAGCCAGCUGUCAGCUGCAAUGCCAGCCAGUACCACUGCACCUACAUGUGCAUUCUUUUUGCAGGAAUUGAACGCGGCUGUGACAUGUACACAUGGCAUACUGGAUACUCUAUGCAUGUUUAUGUCCAUCUAGGAGCUGCCCCAGCUAAUAUCCUCGUGAGUGCUCAAGGCACGAUAUGGCGUCUGAGGAAUUACUCUGCUCAUGUUGUGGCGGCUUGGAUGUCUGCUGUUCGUGUGGACUGCUUGACAUUUGUAUCAUCCUGCUGUCUACGUUUCACCCAGAGAUAG